This is a messenger RNA of Seriola aureovittata, 1353 nucleotides long. RefSeq names its product heat shock protein, alpha-crystallin-related, 1 (gene hspb1). The transcript has 3 exons. Lineage: Eukaryota; Metazoa; Chordata; Actinopteri; Carangiformes; Carangidae. The coding region runs from base 118 to 747 and encodes 209 amino acids. Gene Ontology annotation, molecular function: protein folding chaperone. Gene Ontology annotation, biological process: protein refolding; response to heat. The record is from RefSeq and is a predicted model, not a curated record.
GCUGAGGGGCACACAGCACGUUGGGAAAGUAUUUUCAGAGAGGCCAAAGGACUCUACACCUGCAGCCAGCAGCUCACCGUCACAACAACACUCCUCCGCCGCCUCCACACAGCAGCCAUGGCCGAGAGACGUAUUCCUUUCACCCUGCUCCGCACCCCGAGCUGGGACCCAUUCCGUGACUGGCACCAGAGCAGCCGGAUCUUCGACCAGACCUUCGGCAUGCCGGCCCUGCCAGAGGACUUUUCCACAUUCCCCAGCACCCACUGGCCAGGGUACAUGCGGCCCUCUAUCCUGGCCCCGGACAUGAGCGCCAUGAUGCCUCACACGCCCGUGAUGCCUCACGCGCCCAUGAUGUACCCCAGCCCCGUGAUGGCCCAGCAGGCUCGUGCCCUGUCCCGUCAGAUGAGCAGCGGCAUGUCAGAGAUCAAGCAGACCCAGGACAGCUGGAAGGUGUCCCUGGACGUCAACCACUUCUCCCCUGAGGAGCUGGUGGUGAAAACCAAGGACGGAGUGGUGGAAAUCACUGGCAAACACGAGGAGAGGAAGGAUGAGCACGGUUUUGUGUCCAGGAGCUUCACCAGGAAAUACACCCUCCCCUCCUCAACUAACGUUGAGAAGGUGACCUCCUCCCUGUCUCCUGAGGGGGUGCUCACCAUCGAGGCGCCUUUGAUCAGACCGGCCAUCGAGUCCUCAGAGACCACGAUACCUGUCAACGUGGACAGCGCAGGUGGCGUGGUGAAGAAGUAGGAAGUAAAGCGGCACAGUGCUUCCCCCUCCCCCACACACACAUGCAUAUUCAAAUAAUCACUUUAUUUCUGCAGAGAGCUUGUGAGGUGUUGAGGUGAAGAAGCAGCUUAUCUCUCUCACUAAGGCAGACUUGUUCACACACCAGAGACAGAAGAACAAGGGAUUGCCCUCGCUCCUCUGCCUCUCCUCUGUCUCUGAUAAUGAGCCAACCCCAGCUGAGCGCACUGUGUAAACACAUCUGCACCAGUGCCAUAUGCCUUCUCUUUCUUCUGUAAUUACACUCUUCAUCUGAAUGUAGGAAAUCUCAGCUUAGCCCCGUUCAGUUUUCUUUCUUUCUCCCCCUCACUUACACAAACACACACACCUUGCUCCUUUCUGCUGAGCAAAUCCCCUUCAUGCCGCCUCUCCACAGACACACUACAGACAACAGCCAAGUGGACUGUAAUAACAAUGAUCUUAUAAAUGAAGGAAGGUUCCCAGGAGAACGAACACACCACCGCUGUUUGUGCAGAGCAGCGCCUGUUAGCGAUCGCACUCCGGUCUCCCUGGACUGGAAAUAGACUGAUUUCAUCUGCAUCUACAGAGAAUAAAGAACAAACAACACAA